Messenger RNA from Pyricularia grisea, 2354 nucleotides. RefSeq lists its product as uncharacterized. The record is from RefSeq and is a predicted model, not a curated record. NCBI's taxonomy places the organism in Eukaryota, Fungi, Ascomycota, Sordariomycetes, Magnaporthales, Pyriculariaceae. The transcript has 4 exons. Bases 493 to 1824 code for a protein of 443 amino acids. Gene Ontology annotation, molecular function: chromatin binding.
CUUUUUUUUUUUCUCAUCAUUCACCAACACCGCCAGGAGAAUUGACUUUUUCCGACUAAUUGUCUGGCUUUUUGUAUCACAUCGCCAGAGCGACGGCAGAGCAUCCGAGAUUCUAAUCUUGCCCGCUUGAUUUGCUUUGCUACUAGCCCGACCAGUCGGUCGCUCGACAGACAGCUUCCAUCCGGUGGAGCUUUCAUUCGACGCGUUUGCUGCCCCGGCGACCAAAUACCAACGCCGCCGAUCUCGCUUGACAGCACUGCUUUCGAGGCCCGGCCGAGCAUCUCAUCAAUUCAGAAAGAGGCCGACUAGCCUUUCGCCCCCGAAUACCUCGAACGCGUCCACAGCUCCCACUAUCACGCGCGAAGUUGCUUAGCAUUGGCACAAGUCGGGUCUGUCGGCCCCACGCGCCAACACCGUCAACAAUAGGAAGAAGAAAAAGACAAAAACGAAACGCAAUUAAAGGCAGCACAUCCUCCUGAACCAGAGUCCGAAAUGUCAUCCUCCAAAAAGCGAUCGCGAACCGAUACCGUGGAUGACACGCGUGCCGAUUGCCCCUUUGAGGCUCGGCUCGUCGAUCCCAAGGAGAAGGAGCUUAAGACCCAAAAGAGACACAAGGCCGGCGGAAAUGAAGAGGAGGAUGUCGAGGCGUGGCGUAAGAGGUUGACGCAACUCUCCCCUUUUGCGCCGACCGGGAAGUUCAAGACACACGAGACCAUGGACGUACCUUAUGCUAUUGAGCCUGCUAAGAAAUGGAUGGAUAUGACGAGAUACAACAGCUUUGUUUUAAAUGGCGUCAAAUAUUUCAGCGAAGGGUUCAUCUUCGUUGCGAACGAGUCUUCCAUCGAGCGUAUCAAAGCGACCGAAAACAAGGGCCAACCCGUAGUCAAGUCGAAUACAGAUGAGGAUUGGGUCGCACGGAUUCUUGAGAUUCGAGCCAGCGACGAGCAUCACGUAUACGCCCGCGUUUACUGGAUGUACUGGCCAGACGAGCUCCCUGAACACACGGUAGAUGGAAAGAAAUUUCCCAAAGGCCGGCAACCAUACCAUGGCCGAGCCGAACUGAUUGCUUCAAACCACAUGGACGUUAUCAAUGUGGUGAGCGUAACCAGUCAGGCACAGGUGAACCAGAUGAUCGAAAACGACGACGACGACACGCAAGGCGCGCUAUACUGGCGACAAGCGCUUGAUGUCAGGACAAAUGAAUUAUCGACUGUCGAGACGAUAUGCAGCUGCGGGCAACCAGCAAACCCAGAUAACAUACUGAUUGGAUGUUCCAAGGAGAACUGUGGGAACUGGCUGCACCAGGAUUGUCUGAUUCACGACGCUCUGCUUAAGACAUGGGAGCGCCUCGGUGCUGACAAGCCAUAUGUUGCGGUGAAGGAGGAGACAAAGGAGACGCGACGGCCGCUGAGCCCAACGGAGCCAGGCGCGGCCGCAUCAGCCCAGCAAUCUAUUGAUGUCAAGGCGACGAGUAUCAAAGAUGUGGAGAUCAAGAUGGAUGAUGUCAAGACGGACGGGCCGAUAGUCAAAACUUCCGAGGAGCCCGCGAGCUCCGUAGCACCAUCCGAGACGCCAGUUCCGAGGGCCAGAAGGGGCACGUCGACUCCAAAUCCCACGCCGGUCCCGCAGAAGGGAGGCAGAGGCAGGGGUAGGGGUAGGAGGAAGGCGGACAAGCCGUAUGAGGGGCACUUUGAGGCAAAGACAAGGAUGGAUCUCACCCCGCCAGUGAUCGAGAUCACAGAUAUGAGAGAAUCAAUUGUCGGCGGCCAAAAGUCAUGGGAGGAGCCCAUGGACUGCCUGAUAUGCAAAAAGCGGAUUGUCUAGCUGGUUCGUCGGAUUCCGGCUACUGCUGUCCCAGCGAUUUGUUUCGGAGUUUUUGGCAAGGAUGUUGAGCGAACGCAGCGGACCGAGAAGGAAUUUCUGGAGGUCCAUGAACUUAUUUCACGAGCGGAGUUGGCCAGACCUUUUCACAGGGCUGCUGGAAAUUCGUCCUGAUCUGGAUGAACUGUACAGGAUUGUGGAUACUGGGCCUCUUCUUUUUUUUUUCUUCUUUUUUUUUUCUGGAUGUCAGUGGGAACAGGAGUCGAGGUCGGAGAUUUUGUAUUCGGACUGGGCAAUGCUUGUUAUAUGCCUGAUUUGGAAGAAGAAAAAAACAACAAGCUUAAGCUCUUGCGGGCUCUUGAGAGCCUCGCUAAUUUCUGUCUAUUGGCGCUCUUAUCCUUGUCCGCAGCAUGUUAGCGGUGCUUUUUGUUAAUUGUCAUUUGCUGGUUCUCAGCCUGUCCUUACUGUUACUGUCGCCUGCCAUCCACUUUGCAAUGGUGCCGCAGGAUGGAGCUCUUGUUCAAGAUGGUAAA